Messenger RNA from Racocetra persica, 1660 nucleotides. Lineage: Eukaryota; Fungi; Glomeromycota; Glomeromycetes; Diversisporales; Gigasporaceae. The record is from the annotation of a GenBank genome assembly.
ACAUUCUUCAUAUUUAUGGACAGCGCAGGAUUUUCAACAUGGAUGUAAAUGGCAAGGAUGUUAUCUACGAUUUGAAACCUAUGAAGAAUUAACUGGACAUGUUAGUGAAGGACAUAUUGGAUGCGGUAGAAGUCAGUAUGUUUGUUAUUGGGAGAGAUGUGAUCGGAAUGGACGUCCAUUCUCGCAACGUCAAAAGGUUAUGCGACAUAUUCAAACGCAUACUGCUAAUAUAAUGACUCAACAUAUGAGAACACAUACAGGAGAGCGUCCCUUUAAAUGUCCACAACCAAAUUGUGGUCGUGAAUUUUCUAUAUCUGGUGCACUAACCAUACACCUUCGAGUUCAUACUGGUGAAAAACCAUUUAAGUGCAAACAGGAAGGCUGUGUGAAACGGUUUGCUGAGUCAUCAAAUCUUACAAAACAUAUGCGAGUGCACACUGGUGAACGUCCAUUCCAAUGCCCUGAGGUAACAUGCAAAAAAAAAUUUUCACGAUCUGAUCAAGUAACUAGGCACCGGAAAACACAUUCAAGGCAAGAUGUUUUAUUCAAACACGUUCAUGAAGAAACGAUGACUCUUAAAGAUUCACUUUUAAAUACCAUAAGUGUUAAUAAAAAUAUUGUUUCUGAUAACAUGAAAACGGAAGAAGUAGAACUAGCUAAUCGAAAUGUAUCAACAGAUAUGGUCGCAACAAUGAACGAAAAAUCUGUUAUGCCCACACUUUUACACACACAUCCCAUAUCUGUUGACCACAAUGAUCAAUAUCUCGUGUUGAACAGAAGAUAUGGCGUUCUUAAUCGUGUGAAAUCCUUCGAUGAAUGCCAAAUGGAUCUUGGUGAUAAUGAAUAUUAUGAUGAUAAGAUAACUACGACUAGAAGAAAAGAAAUAACUGAGACAAAUAAUACAGAUUAUACUCUAAGAACAAAAGGUUGGAUGCCGAAAAGAAAUGGUAUCAUUCAACGCAUGACGAGCUUUGAUUAUAAUCAAACAAGAACUAGCAGUACGACAGGUUUCGAAGAUCACGAAAUAAUUGAUUCUGAAAUAUCUGACGAAGAACAGUUACCAUCGAAAACAUUCGAUUAUUUUUCAUUAUGUAAACCACAUGAAACUUGCACUAAUUAUAAAGCAGAUGAUGAAUUUAUUAUGAUUCCGUCUGAAGAAAGUAAAUUAGUUAAAAAUAUACUAGAGACAGAUAGUAUGGAAUAUGAUACAGACGAGGAAGAGGUCAUACUAGUUGAUUCAGAACAGGAAAUUUUGGAUAAGCAAUUUACCAGAAAAAAAGGAAUUUCAACCAUUUCAGAGUCCUCUUCCAUUAAAACCCAAGAAUUACCACAUAAUCAGGUCAAUUCCACUGAAUUUCCUACAGAGGAAACUGUUUCAUCUUGCGCAUCAGCUUCUCCUCCAUCCCCAACGUUUUUUCCUUCAAAUAUUUCAUUAAAUAUUUCACUUCAUGUUCCUAGUACUAAAUUAACUUCAAAUAAUCCUGAUACAAAAAUGUCGCCUUGGACUUCAGAUGAAGAUAAAUUACUUAUCGAUGCAGUACUAGAAUCAAUGACCCCUUCAUGGGUUCAAAUAUCUAAUAAUAUUAUGAUGCAACGCUCUGAAGAUGCGUGCAGAUUACGUUGGGCACGGUUAAAGAAAAGGUUGUAUGGAAGUGCUUGA